Jaculus jaculus (lesser Egyptian jerboa) is the source of this 2727-nucleotide messenger RNA. RefSeq names its product enhancer of polycomb homolog 2-like. Lineage: Eukaryota; Metazoa; Chordata; Mammalia; Rodentia; Dipodidae. Gene Ontology annotation, cellular component: piccolo histone acetyltransferase complex. Gene Ontology annotation, biological process: regulation of transcription by RNA polymerase II. The record is from RefSeq and is a predicted model, not a curated record.
GCGGGCGCUGGACGCCGCCACACCGCUGCCCAUCUACCGCGGCAGGGACAUGCCUGAUCUCAACGACUGCGUCUCCAUCAACCGGGCCGUGCCCCAGAUGCCCACUGGGAUGGAGAAGGAGGAGGAAUCGGAACAUCAUUUGCAGCGAGCUAUUUCAGCACAGCAAGUAUUUAGAGAAAAAAAGGAGAGCAUGGUCAUUCCAGUUCCUGAGGCAGAGAGCAAUGUCAACUACUACAACCGCUUGUACAAAGGAGAAUUUAAACAGCCCAAGCAGUUCAUUCAUAUUCAGCCCUUUAAUCUAGACAACGAGCAACCAGAUUAUGAUAUGGAUUCAGAAGAUGAAACAUUAUGAAAUAGACUUAACAGAAAGAUGGAAAUUAAGCCUUUGCAACUUGAAAUUAUGAUUGACAGACUUGAAAAAGCAAGUUCCAAUCAGCUUGUAACACUUCAAGAAGCAAAACUACUGCUAAAUGAAGACGAUUACCUUAUUAAAGCUGUUUAUGACUAUUGGGUAAGAAAACGUAAAAACUGCAGGGGGCCAUCCCUCAUUCCUCAAAUUAAACAAGAGAAAAGAGAUGGCUCUACAAACAACGACCCUUACGUUGCCUUUCGGAGAAGAACAGAGAAAAUGCAGACCCGAAAGAAUCGUAAGAAUGAUGAAGCCUCUUAUGAAAAAAUGUUGAAACUAAGACGAGAAUUUAGUAGAGCCAUAACAAUUUUGGAAAUGAUUAAGAGACGAGAAAAAAUGAAACGAGAAUUAUUGCACUUAACCUUAGAAGUUGUGGAAAAAAGAUAUCAUUUGGGAGACUAUGGAGGUGAAAUCCUUAAUGAAGUGAAAGUCAGUCGAUCAGAAAAAGAACUAUAUGCCACUCCAGCAGCUCUUCAUAACGGAAGUCAUCACAAAGGUCAAGAAUGCAAGACUAAGCACCCUCAUCAUUUGUCUUUGAAAGAAGAGGCUUCUGAUGUGGUCCCUCAAAAGAAGAAGUACCCAAAGAAGCCUAAAGCAGAGCCUUUAGUAACACCUCAGCAGCCCACUCCGGAGACAUUGCCUGUGGUCAAUAAGAGUGACAUUAAGCAAUAUGACUUUCACAGCUCAGAUGAAGAUGAAUUUCCACAGGUCCCAUCCCCAGUAUCAGAGGCUGAAGAAGAAAAUGAUCCUGAUGGCCCCUGUGCUUUUCGAAGGCAGGCAGGAUGCCAGUAUUAUGCUCCUCGUUUGGACCAAGCUAACCAUGUUUGUGAAAAUUCAGAAUUGGCAGAUUUAGAUAAAUUGAGGUAUAGGCAGUGCCUUACAACACCUACAGUCCCAAGAAGGUGUAUAGGAUUUGCAAGGCGGUGGAUUGGCAGAGGUGGAAGGUUCAUCAUGGACCGAAUACCCACAGAACAUGACCCAAUCUUCAAACAGAUAGACCCUGAAAUGCUGAAUAGUUUUUCAAGCUCUUCCCAAACUAUAGACUUUUCUUCUAAUUUUUCUCGGACCAAUGCUUCCAGUAAACCUUGUGAAAAUAGACUGUCCCUUUCUGAAAUAUUAAGCAAUAUCAGAUCAUGUCGACUACAGUGUUUUCAGCCAAGGCUACUAAAUGUACAGAACAUUGAUAAUGAAGAAUGUACCUCAAGAAAACCAGGGCAGACUGGGAACAAUAAAAGAGUUUCUGCAGCAUCUGUAGCUUUAUUGAACACCAGCAAGAAUGGCAUAUCAGUAACAGGGGGCAUCACAGAAGAGCAGUUCCAGACACAUCAACAGCAGUUAGUUCAAAUGCAAAGGCAGCAGCUUGCUCAGCUUCAGCAGAAACAGCAAUCUCAGCAUUCCUUGCAACAGACACAUCCAAAAGCACAGGGCUCAAGCACCUCUGACUGUAUGUCUAAAACCCUCCACUCGGCCAGUGCCCACUUUGCUGCAUCUGCAGUGGUCAGUGCCCCUGUUCCAAGCCGCAGUGAGGGAGCCAAGGAACAGAACACCAGCCACAGCAACAUAAAUGGCGUUGUCCAGCCUUCAGGAACCUCGAAAACAUUGUACUCCACCAAUAUGGCUUUAUCAUCCAGCCCAGGGAUUUCAGCUGUGCAACUUGUAAGGACAGUUGGCCACACCACUACAAACCACAGCAGUCCUCAAACACUUCCCAUGAACAAUUCCUGCCUGACUAAUGCCGUGCACCUCAAUAAUGUCAGUGUUGUUUCUCCUGUCAAUGUGCAUAUCAAUACACGGACUUCAGCACCAUCGCCAACAGCCUUAAAACUUGCCACAGUUGCUGCCAGUAUGGACAGAGUGCCAAAGGUUACUCCCAGCAGUGCCAUUAGCAGCAUAGCCAGAGAGAAACAUGAACCAGAAAGAUUGGGUUUAAAUGGAAUAGCAGAGACAACAGUAGCUAUGGAAGUGACAUAACCCAAAACACGUGGCUUUGACCUGUGUGGAUGGUGUGCAGUCAUUCAUAUUCCAACUGAAUGCAAAGACGACACUCUGUGGAUCACAGAGCAUACCAAUGGACCUAAAUGGACUACAGUGUAUCAGAUGUUAAAUUGAUAUAUGAUGUAUAUUUUGUAAAAUUGGGAAAAUCACUACCUUGUAAAAUAGUUUAUUUGUAUCAUCAAUAUUAUUUCUGUUACUUGAAUAGUAGAUAUUCAUCAUCAUGCUUUUGCACUUGAAUUUGCAACUGAAUGGAUUUUAAAAAAUAAUUCUUUAAUGGGAUCAUGAGCAUGAAAUGGGAUCCUGCAUCACUUGUUUUAACUAUU